AUGGUCCUCCACAUGUUUCUCCCACGCCAAUCGGCUGAAACGGCUCCAUACGACUGGAUUCUAGCCAUUACUUUUAUUGCGUACAUUUUUUCCGCCUUUGGUAACGGCGCCAACGAUGUCGCCAACGCCUACGCCACUUCCGUCGCUGCUCGAACCUUGACUAUGCCGCAAGUCGGCGUGCUGUCAGUGCUCACAGAAUUCUUCGGAGCCGUCGUACUUGGUGCCAGAGUUACAUCAACUAUUAAGAACGGAAUCAUCGAUAUCGACCGUUUCGAGGGCCGACCAAGCGUGCUCAUGCUAGCCAUGGGCUGUGCCGAGGUGGGCAGCGCAACAUGGCUGAUGUUUGCGACUAGCCGCGGUAUGCCCGUUUCUACAACUCAAACUAUUGUUGGAGCACUUGUCGGUGUCGGCUUUGCCACUCAAGCUGCCAUUACAUGGGAAUGGACCGGUGGUAGUGUAUCUCAGGUUGCGGCUUCAUGGGGUAUUGCUCCUGCGAUCGCUGCAUCCUUCGCUGCGAUCUACUUUGGAGUUCUCAAGUACACCGUGCUCGAGCGCGAAGACAGCUUCAAGUGGGGUAUGCGACUGAUUCCUGUCUACUUCGGUUUCACCGCCGCGAUCUUGGCCCUGUUCAUCACUAUUGAGGCUCCUGGAUCUGAUCUCGACGCUCUUGGUGCUGGCACAGCAGUUGGAAUUAUCCUUGGCGUCUUCACUGGCGUGACGCUCAUCUGCUAUAUCUUCUUCGUACCUUUCUUCGAGCGCAAGCUUAUCAAGAAGGAUGCUCGUCUUCGCGUGUGGCAUAUCCCUCUCGGCCCUCUCCUGCGCAAGGACAAUAUCCACCUUUACUUCCCUGGCAAGGGCAAAGAGUAUGUUACCAACUACUAUGCCGACUCAUAUGGCCAUGUCGCCGCUGGUGGAAAGGCCUCGUUCAAUGCUCCCGAGCUCGACGAGGAGCGCGCAACAGACCAGCCCGCCGUAACUGGCAAGUCUUUUGCCGACGACAAUGGCAAGGACCUUUCUGAGACAGCUUCGCCAAGCGGUGAGCCCGAGGCCGGACAGCCAAUGCUCAACCGACCGGGCUACGUCUCUCCCUAUAGACGCUGGAUUGUGCCCGUGCAGGAGCUUUCGUGGAUCAACCCUAAGAAGCUGUGGAACUGGACCAAAUUCCUCCUGCUUCGCGGAGUCACGAUCGAUGCGAUCAGCCACAAUUCGGAUCUUCUCCGCGCCAUUCACUCCAGAGCCAACCGCUACGAUGUUCGUGUUGAACAUCUCUGGACCUACUGCCAAGUUAUGUCUGCCAUCCUUAUGUCUAUUGCUCACGGUUCCAACGAUAUUGCCAACGCUGUCGGUCCUCUCGCCGCGGUCUACGCUACCUACAACUCUGGCGAGGUCAACACAAGAUCUCCCACUCCUGUGUGGCUCCUGGUCAUUGGUGGUUUGAUGCUCGGCCUUGGUUUCUGGUUCAUGGGCUACCACAUCAUCCGCGCUCUCGGCAACAAGAUCACCCAGAUGAGUCCGACCCGCGGCUACGCGAUCGAAUUGGGCGCUGCCACCACAGUCCUCAUGGCUUCUCGUCUCGGUCUGCCAGUCUCCACUACCCAAUGCCUGACUGGUGCGGCCAUUGGUGUGGCGUUGAUGAACUAUGACGCCAAAGCCGUCAACUGGCGCCAAAUUGCCUUCAUCUUUACGGGCUGGGUCCUGACCCUCCCUUCGGCUGGUCUGAUUGCCGGCUUGCUCUGCCUCAUGGCUCUAAACGCCCCUUCUUUCUAA
Molecule: messenger RNA, 1767 nt
Organism: Cyphellophora europaea CBS 101466
Lineage: Eukaryota; Fungi; Ascomycota; Eurotiomycetes; Chaetothyriales; Cyphellophoraceae
Exons: 1
Coding region: 1-1767 (588 amino acids)
Biological process (GO): phosphate ion transmembrane transport
Cellular component (GO): membrane
Source: RefSeq, a predicted model, not a curated record